AUGACUCCACUCGUCCAUGGUCAGGCCGAUGGUCAGGCCGAUGGUGAGGUGGAUGGUGAGGUGGAUGGUGAGGCGGAUGAUGAGGCGGAUGGUGAGGCGGAUGGUGAGGUGGAUGGUCAGGCGGAUGGUCAGGUGGAUGGUCAGGACAAUGGUCAGGCGGAUGGUGAGGCGGAUGGUCAGGUGGAUGGUGAGGCGGAUGGUCAGGCGGAUGGUCAGGCGGAUGGUCAGGUGGAUGGUCAGGCGGAUGGUCAGGCGGAUGGUCAGGCGGAUGGUCAGGCGGAUGGUCAGGCGGAUGGUCAGUCGGAUGGUCAGGACAAUGGUCAGGCGGAUGGUCAGGCGGAUGGUCAGGUGGAUGGUGAGGCGGAUGGUGAGGCGGAUGGUCAGUCGGAUGGUGAGGCGGAUGGUCAGGUGGAUGGUCAGUCGGAUGGUCAGGACAAUGGUGAGGCGGAUGGUGAGGCGGAUGGUCAGGUGGAUGGUGAGGCGGAUGGUCAGUCGGAUGGUCAGGCGGAUGGUCAGGUGGAUGGUCAGUCGGAUGGUCAGGACAAUGGUCAGGCGGAUGGUCAGGCCCAUCGUCAGGCCUAGCCUCAAACCAGUCCCUAUACAAUGUCUUAUUCUUCUUGUCAACAGC
Molecule: messenger RNA, 628 nt
Organism: Amphimedon queenslandica
Lineage: Eukaryota; Metazoa; Porifera; Demospongiae; Haplosclerida; Niphatidae
Product: circumsporozoite protein-like
Exons: 2
Coding region: 1-582 (193 amino acids)
Source: RefSeq, a predicted model, not a curated record